AUGGGCAUAGAAAGUCUGUCAGGCUGUCUGAUCACAGAGGAAGGCUGUACUUCUCUGGCCUCAGCUCUGAGCUUCAACCCCUCCCAUCUGAGAGAGCUGGAUCUGAGCUACAAUCAUCCAGGUGACUCAGGAAUGAAGCAGCUGUUGGCUGGACUGAAGGAUCCAGGCUGGAGACUGGACACUCUCAGGGUGGAGCCUGCUGGAGUCCGAUGGUUGAGACCAGGUCUGAGGAAGUAUUCCUGUCAACUCACAAUCGACACAAACACAGUAAACACAAACCUCAAACUGUCUGACAACAACAAGAUGGUAACAGGUGUGAAGGAGGUUCAGUCAUAUCCUGAUCAUCCAGACAGAUUUGAAGUUUGGUCUCAGCUGCUGUGUAGAAAUGGUCUGACUGGUCGCUGUUACUGGGAGGUCGAGUGGAGCGGACACGUUUAUAUAUCAGUGAGUUACAGAAGAAUCAGGAGAAAAGGAGACAGUUAUGACUGUUUGUUUGGAAACAAUGAUCAGUCCUGGAGUCUGAUCUGCUCUGAAGAUGGUCCUUAUUCCACCACUCAUAAUAAGAUAUCAGCCCCCAUCUCCCCCUCUUCCUCCUCUUCCUCUGUCUCUAACAGAGUAGCGGUGUAUGUGGACUCUCCUGCUGGCACUCUGUCCUUCUACAGAGUCUCCUCUGACACUCUGAUCCACCUCCACACCUUCAACACCACCUUCACUGAAACUCUUUAUCCUGGGUUUAGACUCUAUUCUUAUCCUCCUGGUGCCUCAGUGCGUCUGUGCUGAGUUGAGUGUAAAGAGUGUCUUCCUGUUAGAGAAACACUCUGGUACAGACUGAACUAUCUGUUCAAGAGUCAAUGUUCCCUCUAAUUUUUCAUGUGUCUGAGCGAACACACAAACUCCCUGGUCCCUUGGACCACUGUGAGCAACAUCAGACGUGUGCACUGUGGUCACAGCAGCACUGAAUCCAUCCAAGUUACAUGUUUAUUAAAAUAAUCAAAUUACAGC
Messenger RNA from Pelmatolapia mariae (spotted tilapia), 1002 nucleotides. Its product is annotated as neoverrucotoxin subunit beta-like. The transcript has 4 exons. The record is from RefSeq and is a predicted model, not a curated record. NCBI's taxonomy places the organism in Eukaryota, Metazoa, Chordata, Actinopteri, Cichliformes, Cichlidae. The coding region runs from base 1 to 780 and encodes 259 amino acids. Gene Ontology annotation, molecular function: protein binding.